Molecule: messenger RNA, 1120 nt
Organism: Arabidopsis arenosa
Lineage: Eukaryota; Viridiplantae; Streptophyta; Magnoliopsida; Brassicales; Brassicaceae
Source: the annotation of a GenBank genome assembly
CUUUCAUUGCAAUUUCUCUCUUUUGCUUCUAAAAAAAACCCUAACAACAACUUCUCUCUUCCACGUUCAACAACAAUGGAGUUCUGGGGAGUUGAAGUGAAACCAGGGAAGCCUACUAAGGUGACUCCUGAAGAUGACAGCCUUGUCCACAUUUCUCAGGCUUCACUUGACUGCAAAGUGAAAUCUGGAGAAUCUGUGGUUUUGACUGUCACUGUUGAUGGGACUAAGCUUGUUAUUGGAACACUUUCACAAGAGAAGUUCCCUCAGAUUAGCUUUGAUUUGGACUACACUAGUUCAGAAGAGGAGGAUGUUCCUGAAGCUGUUCCUGCCCCUGUUCCUGCAGCUGUUGCUGUCAAUGGAAAUGCUGGAGCAGCUGCUUCGAAUGUUGUCAAGGCUGACUCAAAGCCAAAGGCUAAGCCUGCAGAAGUGAAGCCUGCAGAAGUGAAGCCUGAAUCAGAAGAUGAUGAGGAUUCCUCUGACGAGGAAGAUGAGUCUGCUGAUGAUGAUGACUCUGAGAAAGGAAUGGAUGUUGACGAGGAUGAUUCAGAUGAUGAGGAGGAUGAAUCAGAGGAAGAAGAAGAAGAGACUCCCAAGAAGCCUGAGCCAAUCAACAAGAAGAGGCCUAAUGAAUCUACAUCCAAAACACCUGUCUCGGGAAAGAAGGCAAAGCCAUCAGCAGCACCAGCAGCUACUCCUCAGAAGACAGAAGAGAAGAAGAAAGGAGGACACACAGCCACACCACACCCAGCUAAGAAGGGUGGUGGAAAGUCUCCUGUGAAUGCUAACCAGAGCCCCAAGGCUGGAGGUCAAUCAUCCGGUGGUAACAAGAAAUUCAAUUCGGGCAAACAAUUUGGUGGUUCUAACAACAAGGGCAAGGGCAAGGGUAGAGCUUAAUGAGGAGGUGGAUAUCAAGGAGAGGUUUUGGGUUUUUCAGUAGAUGGUGAACCACUUAAGUCUUGAAGGGUGCUUUUGGAUUUUUAUCUUAUUUUAUUUUAAAACUUUUUAUCGGAAGAGCUAUUUAGAGUAUUGCAAUUUCUACUUUCCUAUGUAAUUCAGUAUAUGAAUAUUGCUGAUAUGAGAAAGAAGACUCCAAUUGCAAACAUAAAAUCAGUUUAUUCCU